This is a messenger RNA of Lasiodiplodia theobromae, 6303 nucleotides long. RefSeq names its product Polyketide synthase. Gene Ontology annotation, molecular function: 3-oxoacyl-[acyl-carrier-protein] synthase activity; phosphopantetheine binding; fatty acid synthase activity. NCBI's taxonomy places the organism in Eukaryota, Fungi, Ascomycota, Dothideomycetes, Botryosphaeriales, Botryosphaeriaceae. The coding region runs from base 1 to 6303 and encodes 2100 amino acids. The transcript is spliced from 18 exons. The record is from RefSeq and is a predicted model, not a curated record. Gene Ontology annotation, biological process: secondary metabolite biosynthetic process; fatty acid biosynthetic process.
AUGGCACAGCCGGCACCAAACCAGGGCGAUGGCAGCCUCAUGCCCGUCGCCAUCGUGGGCAUGUCUUGCCGUCUGCCCGGGGACGUGUCGACGCUGGAGGAGUUCUGGCGUCUGAUGUCCAGAGCCCGCAGUGGAUGGUCCGAGAUACCAGCGGACCGCUUCAGCAAAGACGCCUACUGGCACCCCAACCCAGAGAAGAAGGGCUGCUUCAACAACGUCGGCGGCUACUUCCUCAACCAGGACCUAGCGUGCUUCGACGCCCCCUUCUUCAACAUCACGGCGCAGGAGGCCCAGUCGUUAGAUCCCCAGCAGCGAAUCUUGCUUGAGUGUGCCUACGAGGCGCUAGAGAACGCGGGCGUGCCGAAAGAGUCGGUGAUCGGCUCCAACACGGGCGUCUUCGUGGGCGGCGCGGCGUCCGACUACCGUCUGGGCAACCUCCGAGAUGCGGAUCACACCCCCAUGUUCGACAUCACAGGCAACCAUGAGUCGAUCCUGUCCAACCGUAUCUCGUACUACUUCGAUCUGCGUGGCCCGAGCUGCACCGUCGAUACGGCGUGCUCGUCGAGCUUGUACGCCCUGCACCAUGCCGUGCAGAGCAUUAGGGCCGGCGAGUCGGAGCAGGCGAUCGUCGCUGCUUGCCACAUCAAUCUCGCCCCGGAUGAUUUUGUGAGCAUGUCCAUGUCUAGGCUUUUCUCCGAAGAGGGUAAAACCUAUGCGUUCGAUCACCGUGCUAAGUCUGGUUUCGCACGUGGUGAAGGCGCCGGGUGCUUAGUCCUGAAGCCGCUGGAUCAGGCGAUCCGUGACAAUGACAGAGUGCGGGCGGUCAUUGUCAACACUGGCGUGAACCAGGACGGCAGGACCGUCGGCUUGUCGAGUCCGAGCGGUGAGGCGCAAGAGCGUCUGAUGCGCGAAGUCUACGCCAAGGCAAACAUCAGCCCUGAAGACACUGGCUUCGUCGAGGCACAUGGCACUGGCACAAAGGCUGGAGACCCCAUCGAAGCCACAGCUAUUCAUCGUGUUUUCGGCAAGGGCCGGACGGCGCGACAGCCGCUGUACUUCGGUUCGGUGAAGACCAAUGUCGGGCAUCUCGAGAAUGCUAGUGGUUUGGUCUCCGUUAUCAAGGCAGCGAUGAUGCUGGAGAGGGGUUUCAUCCUGCCGAACAUCAACUUCGAGAAGCCCAAUGAGGCAAUACCCCUGGCCCAAUGGAACAUGAAGGUCCCCACAAACCAACGCCCCUGGCCAACCGCCAAGCGCUACAUCAGCAUCAACAACUUCGGCUUCGGCGGCUCCAACGCCCACGCAGUCCUCACCAAGCCCCCACUGCCCCCCAAAACCGCCCUCGCAAAGGAAAGCGCCGACCCCAUCCCCCGCCUCUUCGUCCUCUCCGCCAACGACGAAAAGGCCGCGCGCGCCUCCAUGGACGCCCUCGGCGUCUUCCUCGAGCAGCACCCAGAAGUCUUCCAAAAGUCGCUGACGCGCAACAUCGCCUACACGCUCUGCCAGCGGCGCUCGCACCUGGCCUGGCGCGUCGCCUGCGUCGCGUCCUCGUCCAACGAGCUCGCCAUCGCGCUGAACAGCCCGGACGCUAAGCCGGGCCGCUGCGCACCUAGCACGCCGCCGAAGAUCGCGUUCGUGUACACGGGCCAGGGCGCGCAGUGGCACGCCAUGGGCCGCGAGCUGCUCGACGCGUUCCCCGUCUUCGCGGAAUCGAUGCGCAAGGCGGAUGAGUGCUUGAAGGGCCUCGGCGCCGACUUCUCGCUCGUUGAGGAGUUGAUGCUGGAUAAGGACAGUUCGAGAGUUGGCCUCGCACACAUCAGCCAGCCCAUCUGCACCGCCGUCCAGCUCGCCCUGACUGACCUCCUCGCGUCGUGGGGCGUGCGGCCGGCUGCCGUGACGGGCCAUUCGAGCGGCGAGAUUGGCGCGGCGUACGCGGCCGGCCUGCUCGGGCUGGAGGACGCGAUGGCGGUGGCGUAUCACAGAGGCCAGGCCGUGAUCCGGUUGAAGGAGAAGCAUCCCGACCUGCGCGGCGCGAUGCUGGCGGCCGGUAUCGGCGCGGAGGAGGCAAGGCCGCUGCUUAAGACGUUGAAGAGUGCGGGCGGGGUGGUUGUGGCGUGCGAGAACUCGCCGAACUCGAUCACCGCGUCGGGAGAUGUGGAAGCGGUGGAGGAGCUGGCGGCGAAGAUUGAGGAGAUGCAGCAGUUUAACCGCAAGCUGAGGGUUGAUGUGGCGUAUCACUCGCCGCAUAUGGGGCUGGUAGCCGACGAGUACCGCGCGGCGAUACAGGAUGUCAAGCCGCUGCCGGAACAGCAGUCUGCUGUCUUCUACUCGUCGCUGCACGGGAAGAAGGUGGAGGGAGACGUCCUGGACGCGUCAUACUGGGUCGACAACCUGACCAAGCCCGUCCUCUUCUCCACUUCCCUUCGCGAGCUCUGCAUCAGCAGCACCCCCGACAUCCUCGUCGAAGUCGGCCCGCACUCCGCGCUCGAGGGCCCCGUCAAGCAGAUCCUCAAAGCCCUGGGCAAGCAAGCCAGCAAGACGAGCUACCUGCCCUCGCUCGUCCGCAACAAGAAUGCCGUCACCACCUGCCUCGAGCUGGCGGGCAAGCUCUUCACGAAGGGCCACACUGCCCUCUCCUUCGAGCAGAUCAACGCGCCCAAGGACGAAGUCAAGACUCCCGUCUUCCUCGCGGAGAUGCCGCCCAGGAACCACCGCAUCAAGCGCUUCCCGCGCCACGACCUGCUGGGCCGCCUGGCGGAUUACUCGAACAACGAGCUCGAGCCGACGUGGAAGAACGUCGUCUCCACCGACGACCUGCCCUGGCUGCGCGACCACCGAAUGCAGGAACUGACCACCUUCCCCUUCGCCGGCAGUGUGGAGGAUGUGGUGUCCGCCGACCACCGCUUCGUCCUGCGCGAGGUGCUCGUCACGCGCCCGCUGCUGCUCGAGGACGGCCACGAGUACGAGACGACGCUCACCCUCCGCCCCUACGCCGAGGGCACCCGCGCCUACGCCGACGCCUGGGACGAGUUCCGCAUCUGCUCGUGGACCGAGGCGAAGGGGUGGACGGAGCACUGCCGCGGGCUCGUCGGCGUGCGGAAAGACUCCCCCUCCUCCUCCUCCAACCCCGAGGCCAAAGAACUGUGCAACAGCACCACCACCCCCGCCAUCGACCCCACCCUCUUCUACACCCACCUCUCCACCGCCGGCGCCUGCUACGGCCCGCUCUUCCGCAACGUGCUCGACCUGCGCGCCACGCCCACCACCGCCCUCGCCACCAUCGCCGUGCCCGACACGGCCGCGUCCAUGCCGCUCGGCUACGAAGCUGCCGGCUCGCUCGUCCACGCCGCCUUCCUCGACCAGGUGUUCCAGCUCGCGUUCCCGAUGCUGGGUGCCGGGAGGGCUGGCGGCGCCGUGCCGACGGGCGUGGGCGAGAGGAUGAGGGUUGUGGCGGGGGGCAAGCCGGAUCUCGUUAAUCCGAGGCCGGUGGACUUUAGGGUGGAGGGCCCGAUUAAGGGGGGUGCGGGUGCUGGUGGGGAGGAGGCGGAGCCGAGGGAGGGCAAUGGGGUCGUUAAUGGUGGAGAGAAGCCUCACACCAAUGGGUCAAAUGGGACCAACGGCGUCAACGGCGUCAACGGCAAGACGGAGACCGACAAGGACACUUCCAGCGCGUCUGUCGUCAUCGUCGCGGAUGCUCUCGAAUCGAACCCGCUCUCAGCUGCCCUCGCAGAUGCCAUCGCCAUCCGCACCAACCAGACCGCGACGGUGUCGUCUCUGGCUGGAGCCGACGCUGCUGACAAGCUGUGCAUCGUCCUGUCCGAGCUUGACAGCCCAGUGCUAUCCACCGCCACCCCCGAGACGUUCGCCCAAGUCCAGAAGCUGCUGACCAAGUCAGCCGGCGUGCUCUGGGUGACCCGCGGCGCCUACAUAUCCGCCACCAACCCCGAAUCCAACAUGGCUGUCGGCCUCAUCCGCUCCGUCCGCUCGGAAACCGCAGCGAAGGCCGCCACCCUAGACUUGGAUCCCCACUCUACCUGCAGCACUACGGAACAGGUAGACCUGAUCAUGAAAGUCUUCAAGCGCGCCGUCAUGCCCACGCCGCCGGGGGAUGUCCCCAACGACGACCACGCCAUCGACAUGGAAUACGCCGAACAAUCCGGCGCCCUCGUCGUCCCCCGCAUCGUCCCCGACGAGGCCACGAGCCUCUUCGUGCACCGCGAAGCCUCCUUUCAAUCCAACACCCCCUACCUCCAGCCCUUCGCCCAACCCGGCCGGCGCCUCCGCCUCGCCAUCGACACCCCCGGCGCCCUCGACUCUCUCUACUUCGACGACGCAGCCAACCCGCCCCUCGCCCCCGACGAAAUCGAACUCCACAUCCACGCCACAGGCAUCAACUUCAAAGACAUCGUCAUCGCCAUGGGGCAACUCCCCAACCCCUCCCCGACCGCCUCCCUCGGCAUCGAGGCCGCCGGUGUCGUGUCGCGCGUGGGCUCCGCCGUCACCAGCCUCGCCGUCGGCGACCGCGUCGCCGCCAUGCCCGACGGCGCGUACGGCACGCACACGCGCUGCAAAGCGUCCAGCGCGGCGCGCAUCCCUGCGGACAUGUCGUUCGAGCACGCGGCGUCGAUACCGAUCCGCGGGGAGCGCGUGCUGAUCCACGCGGCGGCGGGCGGCGUCGGGCAGGCUGUGGACAAGAAGGCGCUGUUGGUCGAGGCGGAGGCGACGCCCGGUGGUGAGGGUGUUGAUGUCGUCGUGAACAGUCUUGCGGGCGAGUUCCUGCGCGAGUCGUGGGCGUGUUUGGCGCCGUUUGGAAGGCUCGAGAUGGCGAGGUUUGCGGAUUGCGCGACGUUCGCGUCGUUGGAUUUGACGAGGUUGGCGAACGAUCGGCCGAAGGUUAUGGCGAGGGUGUUGGAGGCGGUGAUGAGGUUGUUUGAGUUUGGGGCGGUGAGGCCGGUGCAGCCGGUUAAGGUGGUGGGUGUGGGCGAGGUCGAGGCGGCGUUUAGGCUGUUGCAGAGCGGGAAGACGAUGGGGAAGGUCGUGGUUGUGCCGAGGGCUGGGGAGAAGGUCAUGGCUACCCAUCCUCGCAAACGGGAUCUGUUCCGCCCCGAUGCUUCGUACCUGAUCGUUGGCGGUACCGGCGGUCUCGGCCGCAGCAUGGCCAAGUGGAUGGUACAGAAGGGCGCGCGCACCGUCGUCCUGCUCUCUCGCAGCGGCAAGACCGACGGCAAGGUCGGCCAACUGAUUGAAGACAUGAAGCAGUCUUUCGGCGCCAACAUCGUCGUCCGCGCCUGCGACGUCGCCGACGAGCAGAGCGUAAGAGCCCUCGUCGACGACUGCACCACCAGCCUCCCGCCCAUCCGCGGCGUCAUCCACGCCGCCAUGGUCCUACGAGACACCCUGUUCGAAAACAUGGCCUUCCCGGACUUCCAAACCGUCAUAUCCUCCAAGGUCGCCGGCGCCUGGAACAUCCACAACGCCCUGCUCCCCUCUUCAACUCCCCUCGACUUCUUCAUCGCCCUCUCCUCCGUCGCCGCCAUCGUCGGCAACCGCGGCCAGGCCGCCUACGCCGCCGCCAACGCCUUCCUCGACGCUUUCGUCCAGCACCGCCGCCAGCACCUCGGCCUGCCCGCCACCUCUGUCGACCUGACCGCCGUGUCCGACGUCGGCUACCUGGCCGACAGCGUUGACGCGGCGCGGCGCAACGAGGUGCUGACGAACAUCGGUGGCGACACGCUUGUCGAGAGUGAGGUGUUGGCGCUGUUGGCGGCGGCGGUGGAGGGGGAGCAAGGCGUGCUGGAGGGUUGUGGUGGGCAUUGUUUGACGGGGCUGAGGUUUCCCCGAGCGGAGGGAGGCGUGCAGCCCCAGUUACCGUUCUAUGCUGACGACGCGAAGUUUAGUGUGCUGCGCGCGGCAGCGGUGGCGGACGCGUCUGCCGCGGCGGCGGAGGCUGCUGGGGGCGAAGGUGGCGCAGCGGUGAAGGUCUCGCUUGCGCAGGCGCUGGCCCGCGCGGCUAGCAAGGAGCUGGCGGUUGAUUUGGUGUCCCGCGCGUUGCUGGAGAAACUGUCGGCGAUUCUUACCGUGCCGCUGGAGGACAUGGAUGCCGAUGCUGAGAGGAGCGUCACGACGUAUGGGCUGGAUUCGCUGAAUGCGAUUGAGUUGCGGAAUUGGAUUGCGAGGGAGGUGAGGGGAGUUAACUUGCAGGUGUUGGAGCUGUUGACGAGUGGGAGUGUGAGGGCGUUGGCUGGGGUGGUGGUGAAGAGGGCUGGAUUAGAGUUCAAGGAGGAAGGGGAACAGGCUGAGGCGUGA